Molecule: messenger RNA, 1500 nt
Organism: Boleophthalmus pectinirostris (great blue-spotted mudskipper)
Lineage: Eukaryota; Metazoa; Chordata; Actinopteri; Gobiiformes; Gobiidae
Product: NAD(P)(+)--arginine ADP-ribosyltransferase 2-like
Exons: 3
Coding region: 141-929 (262 amino acids)
Molecular function (GO): NAD+ poly-ADP-ribosyltransferase activity; NAD+-protein-arginine ADP-ribosyltransferase activity
Source: RefSeq, a predicted model, not a curated record
UAGUACUUUGGGCAGUAGUUGGGAUACAGUACAAAAACUUUGCAUUGCCAUUGCUCUGGACUCACAUCUGGGAAGAGUUCACUGAAAACUUUCACUGCACCUACAGACGAAGUGACUGGACUCAAAGUGAGUUCACAGACAUGGAGACCACAGUGCUGGCUUUGAUGCUUUGUCUGGUGAUGACUUCUUUUCCAGUGGAGUCUGUCACAAUUCCCCUGAGUAUGAUGGACAAUUCGGUUGACGACAUGUACGACGGCUGCAGUGAGGAAAUGGCUGAAAAGGUGGAGAAUGAAAACUUCCCCAAAGAGAUGAACAAUAAUGCGUUAUUCAAAAGGACCUGGGAGAAUGAAGAAAAGACUGCCAAUAAAAAAUACAAAGAAAACAGCAAAAUACUGACCCAAAAGCAGAUCAAAGCUUUAAUCAUCUACACUGGAGAUGAUGUCCAUGAAGAGUUCAACACAGCGGUUCAAGACAGUGCAGACAAAUAUGGCACUGAUGAAUUCAAAUACCACACUUUAUAUUACUUGCUGACUACUGCUAUACAGAAACUUAAUAGUGCCAAAACAUGCCAUACCACCUACAGGAGAAGCUACGAUGAAUUUACAGGUACACUCAACCAAGAAAUACGAUUUGGUCAGUUCGCCUCCGCUUCAUUCCAUCCCAAUAUGGAAGACUUUGGUACAGAGACUUGCUUUCAGAUUGAGACCUGUUUAGGCGCUCCCAUCAAAGACUAUUCGAUCAAUAGGAGUGAGGAUGAGGUGUUAAUCCCUCCCUAUGAGAAGUUCAAGAUUAUGAAAAUUGUGGAGGGUACCAACUACGAAAAGUUGAAAAAUUGUAAAAAGAUCUUUGUUGUGAAGAAUACAGGGAGCCAGAGUAAACUCAACUGCAGAGCAGCUCCACCUAAACAAGGCUCCUCUGGAGCCUUAUAAAAGUGGAUCGUUAAUGCUUUUUCUGGGUGCUUGGGAAGAGCCAAUCAUAAAUGAAUCGGCUCUUUUGAACGGUUCCUUACUGGGAACAGCUGGAACCAGAUCUCAUUUUUUUAAACUAACCAAAUUUUCUUUUUAAUUUGUAUGCAUUUUUACCCUGAAAAAACAGCUAGAUAGAUUUGCAUCUUUCUGGUUAAAAAUGCCUAAAUCUUGGUGUGCUACUUUCUGUGGCAGCUGCAGUUUCCAGUAGUUGGUGACAUCACAAAAGCCAAGUGUUUUUAUUUACAAACAGCUGUCUGCUGGGGGCGGAGUUUGAAGUGUGAAAACCUGUUUGACCAAUCACAGUGUUCCUUACACCUCCAGACCGUCCUUCUGUCACUCUCCUUUUAGUCGUCUCCAGGUCCUGCUCAGUCUAGCAGCUUUAUCUGAAAUAUGACUUUGGGCAGAGUUUAGGUGUUUAGUUCCACUUAAACUGUCCUCAUUGAAUUCAGACAAUGGAAGAGCAGCUCGCACAUAUGACAUGUCAUUCAAAAAGAACAUGCUCAUGAAAGAAUGUUCUCUUGUUUUGUCUUAA